UUGAAAGGAACUACGUCUUGAGAGCGAAGAUGGAGGAGCAGAGCUCGCGCAGUCACUGGGAGGAGCUCUACUACAAGCUGUGCACAGCGGAACAGAAAUGCGCCACGCAAGAGGACGAACUUCUUGCAUUGAGGCAUCAGCUGAAUCUGUUGCAAGAAGACCAGGCUUCCGCCGCUUAUACUGUCGUCCUCAUCGAUGGAAACAAUUUCCUCGCUGCAGGGAAUUUGGUAAGAUUUGGCGACGAUGGAGGCCGGAACCUGGCCAAUUUUAUCGCAGACUACGCUGCAAAAGAAGGUGCCCGAGACUUGUUCAACAAGCAGAGCUUCAAGGUGGUGGCACGAAUCUAUGCAGAUGUUCAGGGCCUGGCCUCCUGUUACCAGAGAGCCGGCGCCGUGCCCAGCGCAGAAGUCUUCCGCAACUUUGUGUAUGGAUUCAAUCAUUUCGGAGUUCACGCUGACAUAAUCGAUAUUGGUCCGAUUUCGAGGAUGGCAGACGAGCGUAUUCGCAACCAAUUAUUGCAUUACCUGAACGACAAGACUUGCUGUGAAAUAAUCCUUGGCUGUCGCAUGGACAGUUCCGUGAUCCCACUGUUACAAGAGAACAGGCUGAACUCAUGGGUCACAUCCAGAGUAAAAUUGCUUGUUGGUGCGCCACAAGACCAGCACACAGCUCUGUCCCACCUCCGGCGCGCUCAUUUGCCCGCCGUUUUUGUUACAGGCGUCCAAUACCUGGAGAAGCAGUACGUUGGGCCAAACCACGAGCGAGCUACUUGCGAGGUCACGAACAACCAGCACACGAAUGCGGCGAGGGAGAAUUGCUCAUCGGCUCAGAAUCGAGAAUUGUGCAGUUCAGUCAGUCUUGUUAGCGUCGAAAAGACACCCGAUACUCUUCUGUCGUUGAAUGAUGCGUGCGCUGUGCCGCGGAGUCACGGCUCUCCUACGCGAUCAUCGGGUACCAGUACUUCCAACCGUAUCGAGGAGAAUACUGCUGCCGACUCGGCUUGGUCGCGCGUUGCAUCGCGAGCAGCCAAGCUCCCUUUCAAAGAUCUCGCAAAGAUCUCGCCUCCCGUCAAGACUAAUGGUAAAGUGAUCUUGCUGAAUGCGGAAGGCCGCCGCCUUGAUGUUGCGAUGUCAUAUGAUGCACAGAAGGUCGCGGAGAUGAAGAAAUUCAAAUAUUGUAAUCAGCAUUACAUCGGCAAAGGGUGCUGCCAUUACAUCUGUGGCAAUGAUAAUUGUCCGCAUCGACAUGACGUCAAUCUCUCCAAGGAGGACAAGAAGUGGCUUCGGCUAGUUGCACGAGAGACAGUUUGCAAGAAGGGAACGUCUUGUCAAGAUGCAGAUUGUAUCUAUGGCCAUCAUUGCCCAUAUCCUAAAUCGGGCUCUGGAUCGGUCUGCGUCAAUGGCGAUAGUUGUCGCUUCAGAGCCAUGCACGGCAUGGAUCUUGUUGUUGCAACCCGAAUUCCAGCCGGAAACAUGCCUCGAAAAGAACGUUAGGAUGCAUGAUCGCCAUGAUUCUGC
Molecule: messenger RNA, 1517 nt
Organism: Dissoconium aciculare CBS 342.82
Lineage: Eukaryota; Fungi; Ascomycota; Dothideomycetes; Mycosphaerellales; Dissoconiaceae
Exons: 3
Coding region: 30-1493 (487 amino acids)
Source: RefSeq, a predicted model, not a curated record